AUGCACAUCAAGGAGGUAACCCUCGAGGGGUUCAAGUCGUACGCGGGUCGGACGGUGGUGUCGGGGUUCGACCCGCUGUUCAACGCCAUCACCGGGCUCAACGGCUCCGGCAAGUCCAACAUCCUCGAUUCCAUCUGCUUCGUGCUUGGCAUCACAGAUCUCCGCCAGGUGCGCGCCGCCUCGCUCCAGGAGCUCGUCUACAAGCAGGGCCAGGCCGGGGUCACCAAGGCUACCGUCUCUAUCGUCUUCGACAACUACGACCGCUCCCGGUCCCCGCUCGGCUAUGAGGACUCGCCCGAGAUCACUGUCACGCGCCAGAUUGUUGUUGGUGGAAGGAACAAAUACCUUAUCAAUGGCCAUCUUGCGCAACCUUCCCGGGUCCAGACCCUUUUCCACUCAGUGCAGCUUAAUGUAAACAAUCCUCAUUUUCUAAUUAUGCAAGGGCGCAUAACAAAAGUGCUGAACAUGAAGCCUCCAGAAAUUUUGUCCAUGUUAGAAGAGGCAGCAGGCACAAGAAUGUAUGAAAUGAAGAAAGAAUCUGCUCUUAAGACACUUGAGAAGAAACAGAAUAAAGUUGAUGAGAUUGAUAAACUCCUUGAUGUUGAAAUCCUCCCUGCACUAGAGAAGCUUAGAAAGGAGCGGUGCCAAUACAUGAAAUGGGCCAAUGGCAAUGCUGAACUGGAUAGGCUCAAAAGAUUUUGUAUUGCCUAUGAGUUUGUUCAGGCUGAGAGAGUGCGAGAUGGUACACUCAAUGAUGUCAAACAAAUCAGGGCAAAGAUUGAUGAGCUGGAUGAAAAUACAGAAAAGAUAAAAGCAGAUAUACAAGAAAUGGACAAUAACAUUUCUACCUUGGCUGCUGAAAAAGAAGCUAAACUAGGCGGUGAGAUGAAGCUUCUGUCAGAUAAAGUGGAUAAAUUAUCACAUGUACUUAUCAAGGAAACUUCUGUGAUGAAUAAUCAAGAGGAAACCCUGAAGUCUGAGGAAAAGGGUGCUGAGAAGAUUCUCACAAACAUUGAGGACAUAAAAAGGUCUAUACUCGAGAGAGAUGCUGCUGUAAAAAAUGUAGAGAAUGAGGCGUCUGAUAUGAAAAGAAGAGCAGAGGAGCUCACAAAGGAGUUGGAUGAGAAGGAGAAAGAACACCAGGGUGUGCUAGCAGGAAAAAGCAGUGCAAGCGAGAAGAAAUGCCUUGAAGAUCAGCUUAGAGAUGCAAAAGCUGCAGUUGGAGAUGCAGAAUCUGGACUAAAGCAGCUAGCCACAAAAAUAAAACAUUCUGAAAAGGAGUUGAAGGAGAAGAAAGCUCUGUUAGUGUCCAAGCGUGAUGAGGCUAUUACAGCUGAGAAUGAGCUGAAAACAAGGACAAAGGACUUGGAUGGUAUCAAGGCAUCCAUGGGAUCUAUUAAUUAUGAUGAGGGCCAAAUGGAAGCUUUGCAAAAGGACCGUUCUACAGAGUUAGAAAUUGUUCAGAAAUUAAAAGACUGCGUUCGUAAGCUUUCUGGUGAGCUUGCUAAUGUUCACUUCAGUUAUCGAGACCCUGAAAGGAAUUUUGAUAGAUCAAAAGUCAAAGGGGUUGUUGCACGUCUUAUUAGGAUUAAGGAUAGCUCAACAGCUACAGCACUGGAGGUUGCCGCAGGUGGGAGGUUAUUUAAUGUGGUGGUUGACACAGAAGAAACUGGAAAGCAACUAUUAAAGAAUGGGGAUCUACGAAGUAGAGUAACCAUCAUACCUUUGAACAAAAUCCAAACAUACACGAUACCUGACAGAGUUCAGCAGGCAGCUCGUAGACUGGUUGGUCCUGACAAUGUAACAUUAGCUCUAGAAUUGGUUGGAUAUGGUGAGGAAGUAAAGAAUGCCGUGGCUUAUGUCUUUGGCUCAACAUUUGUGUGUCGUAAUACGGAUGCGGCAAAAGAGGUUGCGUUUAAUAGGGAAGUUAGCAGUACUAGUGUGACUCUUGAGGGUGACACUUAUCAGCCUAGUGGUCUUUUGACUGGAGGUAGUAAAGGGGGUAGAGGGAACUUGCUAAGGAAACUCGGCGAACUAGCUAAAGCUGAGGCUGAUCUAUCCGAUCAUGAGAAAAGGCUCUCUGUCAUUGAACAGCAGAUUGGAGCCCUUUUGCCAUUGCAGAAAAGGUACACUGAGUUGAAAUCUCAGUUUGAACUCAAGUCAUAUGAUCUCUCGCUAUUUCAGAGCAGAGUUGAGCAAAAUGAACAUCACAAGUUAGGUGAACUUGUAAAGAAAAUUGAACAAGAGCUUCAAGAAUCAAAACAAGAGUUGACAGAAAAGGAAGUGCAGCAUGAAAAAGCUUAUGAAAGUGACAGGGAGAGGCUGAUCAUGGAGAAAGAUGCAGUUGCUAAUGAGCUUGCUACACUGGAAGAGCAGUUAACAACUUCAAAAGCUCAAAUUACUUCUCUGUCUGAAACCUUGGAAAAACAAAAGGACAAGGUUACUUCCAUAAAGCAAGAUUAUGAUCAAGCUGAAAGUGAGCUCAAUGUUGGGCGUUCUAAACUGAAGGAAUGUGACUCACAGAUAAACCAUAUGGCCAAGGAACAGCAGAAACUUCAGCAGAAGUUAAGUGAUUCAAAUGUUGAAAGGAAGAAAAUGGAAAAUGAGGUUAAGAGGAUGGAGAUAGAGCAGAAGGAUUGCUCUUCAAUAGUUGAUAAGCUAGUGGAGAAGUAUAGCUGGAUUGCAACUGAGAAACAGUUGUUUGGGAAAAGCGGUACAGAUUAUGAUUUUCAAUCUUGUGAACCACAUAAAGCCCGCGAGGAACUUGAAAAUCUUCAAUCUCAACAAUCCAGUCUUGAGAAGAGGGUCAAUAAGAAAGUUAUGGCAAUGUUUGAGAAGGCAGAGGAUGAGUACAAUGAUUUGAUGUCAAAGAAAAACAUCAUCGAGAAUGACAAGGCAAAAAUCAAGAAAGUGAUAGAAGAGUUGGAUGAGAAGAAGAAGGAAACCUUGAAAGUCACAUGGCUCAAAGUAAACAAGGAUUUCGGAUCUAUAUUCAGUACUCUUUUACCUGGUACAAUGGCAAAACUUGAUCCUCCAGAAGGUGGCACUUUCUUGGAUGGUCUUGAAGUUCGUGUGGCAUUUGGGACAGUUUGGAAGCAGUCUCUUUCUGAACUUAGUGGAGGGCAACGGUCCCUUCUUGCUCUUAGUCUUAUCCUGGCUCUGCUUCUUUUUAAACCUGCACCACUUUACAUAUUGGAUGAGGUUGAUGCUGCUCUUGAUCUGAGCCACACCCAAAACAUUGGUAGAAUGAUCAAGGCUCAUUUUCCGCACUCUCAGUUCAUAGUUGUCUCUUUAAAAGAGGGUAUGUUCAACAAUGCCAAUGUGAUAUUCCGAACAAAAUUUGUUGAUGGUGUGUCCACUGUGACACGUACAGUGCCUUCGAAACAGAGAUGA
Messenger RNA from Miscanthus lutarioriparius, 3393 nucleotides. The record is from the annotation of a GenBank genome assembly. Lineage: Eukaryota; Viridiplantae; Streptophyta; Magnoliopsida; Poales; Poaceae.